Molecule: messenger RNA, 1071 nt
Organism: Drosophila serrata
Lineage: Eukaryota; Metazoa; Arthropoda; Insecta; Diptera; Drosophilidae
Source: RefSeq, a predicted model, not a curated record
UUCGCUGAGUAUUCAACACUUCUCCUCCUUUUCAACUCAACCCAGCUUCAACACCCAACCCCAAAGCCAACAUGAAGUUCGCCGUUGCCGUAGUCAUGUUCGUGUGCGCCCUGGUCGGAGCUCAGGCCUCGUGGGCCCAGAUCUCGCCGGGAGUGUCCUAUGUGAGCCCGGUGGCCCAUGGUGGACCCGGACUGUGGAAUGGGGCCUGGAAUGGUGCCUGGAACGGUGCCUGGAAUGGCGCCUGGAACGGUGGCCACUGGGGCGCCCCCGCUGCCGUUGCCGUCCAUGCCAGCGCUGCUCCCUGGGGCCUGACCGGACCCGGCUGGGGUCAUGGUGCCGCCAUUCCCGGAAUUGGUCUGGCCCAGGGACCCGGACACGCCGCCGGCGUUCAUGGCCAUGAGGGUGUCUAUGUGGCCAAGACCCGUGGUGCCAUCCACACCGCUCCCCUGGCCGGACACAUCAACUCGGCCACCUCCGUGAAUGUGGCCCCCGCCCCGGGAACCCUGUAAGCGGGGCCCAGUCCUGACUCCAGAUCCCAACUGAUGCCAAAUGGAGUGGCCCUCCAGCCGCUCCACGACUCCGGAUAAGCCCACACACACUUCUCUCACUCUCUGUACACUUAUUUGUUAAGCACACCGAGCUCUUAGUCCCCCGCCCCUGAUACGAACACGAUCCUGAUCUUGGGUCCCUGUCCAUGUCAUCCUCUGGACAAGAUCCCAACGCACUCAGCAACAACAAAUACAAGUCCAACAGCAAUUACAACAACUGCAACAAGCGAAAAGAAAAAAGAAAAACAACAAACCAACAAACGACAGCAUGUUCAUUUUAUUAUUUGAGAACUAUUCUUCAAAUACCUUCCACUCUCUAUCCUGUCUCUCUAUCCUACUUCCAUCUCUGCUAUAUCUACUAUAUCUACUAUAUCUCUCUGAUCUAUCACUACUCACGGGCAUAUCAUCCUUGGAUGCAUAUCCCUGACAACCUGUAAAUAUCCCAUUGUAAUCUAGUAACUCUCUGCAAAACAAUGUAAAGAUUGACGAAAGCGUUAUAAAUAAACUCAAACAGCGUUUUUUA